This is a messenger RNA of Schistosoma curassoni, 1115 nucleotides long. NCBI's taxonomy places the organism in Eukaryota, Metazoa, Platyhelminthes, Trematoda, Strigeidida, Schistosomatidae. The record is from the annotation of a GenBank genome assembly.
AUAGAUUUUAAUUUAUUAAUUCAUAAUUAAUUUGUAUUGCGUAAUUUAUAAAAGUCUGAUAACCAUUUACAUUAACCAAACUAAGGUAUUAAUAUUCAGUGACAAAAUGCUUAUGAAUUUAGAAUACGAGACAAAACAAAAGCAAUUUGACAAACAGUAAAUACAUACAUUCUAUAUUACUAUAUAUGCAUCGCUAGUAAUCAUAGUAAUAAUAGUCAUGAUGGUAUACACAAUGAAGGAACAGAUCGGAAACGUUUUUAUAUCAAGGUUCUUAUUGUAUUUCUUUCUCAAGUAUUUCUAUUGAAUUUAGUAUUCUACAUCUUUGAUUAUAUGCCAGUAUUAAAUCAAUGGAUUGGGCAACAUAUAUGGUCAAUGUAUUUGUUAUGUUUAUUGAAUGGUUAUAAUGCAGUUAUUCUUUUAAAAGUUCCAACUAUUGAACGAUUCUUCCCUCUUAAUGUAAUUAUUCUGAGUAUUUUUACAAUCUUCCAUUCAUCCAUUGUGGUCAAUAUUACAUAUCAAAAUGCUACAGUUGAUGAUGCUAUUUCAUUUAUUAUUGUUUUGUUAACAUCAACAGUUCUAUUCAUCAUUACAACAAAAUAUUCCUAUGAUAUAACAGUCUUUUUCUAUCAAUAUUUCUAUGUAUUUAUAGUACCACUGAUAGUUUUACCUAUUCUUAUUUUGAUAUUUACUUUCAUUGGAUUUGAAAUAUUAACGAGUAAAUUGUUCAUGGUAUUCACUUUUAUACACUUUCAAUUUUUCACAAUCAUCACAGCUCAAACACUUCAAGGUGGUCAUGAUGUUGAAGUAGAAAUAGAAGAUUAUGUUCUAGGAUCAAUGCAAAUGUUCAUUGUAAUUUUAUGUUCAUCAUUAUCAUUAUCAACAUUAUUUGAAAGAAAUUUCAUUGAAGAAUAUGAUUUGUUUAAAACAAUAUUCUUGAUAUUCAAUAUUCCAUUAGUAUAUUUUUCUAUAUUGGUUAAUGAAACUAAUCUCAAAAGUAAACUAAAUAAUCAUAUGGACCAAAUUACUCAUUAACAUGAUACAUUACAAUAUGAAAUCAUGAAAUAAAAAAGUGGUUUUUAUGAUUUUAUUUGCUAAUAAAUCCUUUCCAAUUAUCA